UUAGAGUACCACUUCAAGAAUUUCCAAUCAAAAUGUCUGUGUGAAGUGUUCAUAUUUGCAAUCUCAACUAUAUGAUACCGUGUUCAUGGAAACCACAAUAAACUCCAUCACUAAAAAUUCCGAUUCCUGCAUUUUGCAUUUGUCCGUUUUGAAAUUUGUCCUUUACAAUGGCACUCAACCGCAACAAGGAGAAUGUCGCAAGUUACAUUCAAGAACCGCUCACAAAUAUAAAAGCAAGUCAAAUCCACACAAAGUUCAGCGCCAGACAGAUUCAGGGGAAGACAAUACAGGGUUCCAAUAUUUCUCAUAAUGAUGAAAAUAAUGACUAUUCUUUGAAACAGAGAUGGCCAACAAAGACCGGUAAUUCAGAACAGACCAAUAUGCGACCUCAUCAACAAAGACGAGCACUUGGAGAUAUAACCAACCGAGAGAAACAACAGUCUACACAAAUUUAUUCUCGAGAAAACCUCAAAGAAAGUACAAAUAACCCCCCUGUACAAAAGAACCCUGGAGCAGAUAGGGUGCCUUCAGUCAACUCUGAAGAAAUUGAAUAUAUGCCAAAGGAGAAUAUUCAAGAUCUUGUUUCUCCUGAACUCGAAAUUGAUAUGGACGAUCUUAAGCAAUCUAUUCAAAAAAGAAAGACAAAACCUUUCUGUUACGUCACAAGCAACAAGAGGGAGUCAUCUUUUCUGGAAACUGAAGAAAUUUCUAUCCAACUCGAGGAAUAUGAAAAACCUGAUGGACAGCAAGCCUGGCCUAUCCAUUCGGGAGAAGAUCCUCUUCCACUCUUCAAUCUUCCACAUAUUGAAGUCAGUGACCUAUCUGAACACAACAUUAAUUAAAUAAAGUCUUCAUCUUCUAAUUUUUUCGC
Molecule: messenger RNA, 871 nt
Organism: Galdieria sulphuraria
Lineage: Eukaryota; Rhodophyta; Bangiophyceae; Galdieriales; Galdieriaceae
Exons: 1
Coding region: 168-842 (224 amino acids)
Source: RefSeq, a predicted model, not a curated record